UCGGGGCACAAUUCCCAGUGUUUGCUCAAUAAGAGAAGGGUGCGCUGCAGGGCUCUGGAACGCAUGCACGGGCACACGUGUGCACAUACGAUCUUUCACCUCAGUAAUGCAGGUUCUUGUAGAGCACAGAGAUAUAUGGUAGGGGCCUCCAAGCUUUGGCCCGGUUACUGCUUUAUCGCCUGCCGUGGGGGACAGGUACAUUCUGGAAAAGGUUAAAGGUGCAGUCAGCAAUAGUUUUCAUAUUGGCAGCGGAACUAAACCUCCAUAAUGGCAGAGCGGGGGGCCCAUAUUACCACCACUUCGCUGUCUGAUGACCGGCCCAGUAUUUUUGAGGUGGUGGCUCAGGAGAGUUUGAUGGCAGCUGUGAGGCCUGCUUUGCACCAUAUUGUGAAGGUCCUUGCGGAGUCUAAUCCUGCUCGCUAUGGCACUUUGUGGAGGUGGUUUGAUGAACUUUACACCUUGCUGGAUUGGCUUCUGCAACAGCACUCUUUGUCAUGGGCCAGCGCCUCUUUCUCUGAGAACUUUUAUGGACUAAAACGUGUGACAUUGGGGAGGAAAGGGGGGCAACAAAACCUGCCAAGAAAAGAAUACUGGAAGUCCCUGCUGCUGCUUGUGCUUGUACCUUAUUUGCGGAUUAAACUAGAGAAACUAGUGAGCAGGUUACGAGAGGAGGAAGAUUAUUCCAUACAAAAUCCAACCUCAUUUCACAAAAGAUGCUACAAAGCUAUCCUGGCAUCCUACCCCUUUGUGAAACUAGGCUGGGAAGCUUGGUUUCUCUUUUACCAGCUGAAGUAUAUCCUCGGGAAUGGAAAGCAUCACUCUCCACUGCUUGGGUUAGCUGGGGUGCAGCUAAAUCGAUUAACUAUGGAAGACCUGCGUGCCAUGGAGAAACAACAAGAGAUGACAAACACUGUAUCUAAUGCGGUGAGCAUCAGCCAUCGCAUAAGGGAUAUCCUGAAGAAAGCUCUUGGUGCUGUUGCCCUAUCCGUGUCCUCCAGCUUAUCACUUGGGGUUUUUUUCCUACAGUUUCUAGAUUGGUGGUAUUCAGCAGAAAAUCAGGAGACCCUAAAAUCCUUGAGUAACUUGCCUGUGCCUCCUCCCCCAAUCCAUUUUGAUCUAGAAACCUAUUCUCCACUGCUACCCAAGUUAAGGACAGUGUGCCCACUUUGCCGAAAAGUGCGGGUAAAUGAUACAGCACUGGGCACCUCAGGCUAUGUGUUCUGUUACCGCUGUGCUUAUUACUAUGUGAAGACUCACCAACGAUGUCCUGUGAGUGGUUAUCCUACAGAACUUCAGCAUCUUAUCAAACUGUAUACACCUGAUGGUUAGCCUGUAGCCAAACCCUUAACCAAUGCAGAAUUCCCAUUCACUAAGCCUACAUCUAAUGGAUCGGAAGACUGAGGUAGCACUGGGACACACAGAUCUAUCUGAGGAAGGAAGACAUUUGCCUGCAGUGUUUUAUUGCUAAAACAGCUUGGACAUGUUAACCUGUUUGAUUGCCUGAAUUGUGUUAAAGUGGAUCUAAGGCAAUGCCAAGGUGUAGGGCGGAUAUUUUCAGCAAGCGGAAAAACGCUUACCGAAAAUUCCACCCUAAGCCUCCUACUUGUGCCUGCACCCGAAUGAAUGGAAUACGCUCGGGUGCAGGCACAUGUAGCGAAAAUACGCAUAAAAACGCAAGAGUUUGAAAGUCUUGCAUUUUUAUGCGUAUUUCGGCUACAUGUGUAACCCGAGCUUAUUCCAUUCAUUUGGGCGCAGGCACAUGUAGGAGGCGUAGGGUGGUAUUUUCAGCAAGCGCUUUUCCGCUUGCCAAAAAUAUCCGCCCUACGCCUCGUCUGGCAUUAGCCUAAAUCGAAAUGCUAAAUUAAUGCAAAUGUAGAGUGCAGUGUUUCUCUGCAGCUGAAGGUAAUUUUCUUAUUAUUGUUUUCUGAGAUAUCGACAGUUAUAGACUGCUAAUGAUAGGCUAACCUGAUUAUGAACUACCAGCAUAGUCGGUUAACUAUAGAGUUUACUAAAAAUGAUAAUAGUGUGCUCAAGAGCACAUAACUGUGCACAAAGUUGUUAUCCCUAAGAGAUGGAAAACCAACACCUCACCAGGGACAUCAGCCAAGUAAACUUGCUGCUUCAACCAAUAGCUCAACGUAUUUAUCUUUGAAAUACAGCCUUUUAGAACUUUUAUUAUUAUUUGUUAUUAACCACAUUAAAUGAUACACCAAAGGAUGGAUGCUGGGUAUAUCAUAUCAUUUAUAUGGAUUAAAAUUUUGCAUAAAAGCUUUAUUAGGAUCUUGGGGAAUAGCAGUUGAAAAGUACUGUUAUUUAAAAAGUGUCUAAAAAUAUUUGGCAAGUGAAAUUAUAUGACCCAAUAAUCUGAGACAGCAUGUGUGCUGCUCAAAUAGCCACUGAUCCCUGCCUGGAGUAUAAUAUAUGAUUUUAUUGAGCCUUUUUAUGUAAUUUUAUGAAUUACCAAUAGUGUUUAAUGAAUUAUAGGCUAUAGUUUAAUCAUACUCACAUUUAAAAUGCUGCCAGAAAUUAAUUCUUGACUAGGAGAGAAAAUUAGAGAGGGUAUGCUGACUGGGGGAGGGGGGUUUCCUAUCUUCUUUUCUGUACAGUCCAUUAACCUUUGGGUCAUUGACACAGUGGUUCUAAAAUAUGUUGAGCUAAAAGCUUGUUAGUAGUCUAAAUCUGUUUAUAUCUCAGAUGCCACUAAAGUUAGAAAUUUUAUAUAAAUUGAAAUGUGCAUAAAGGAAUUCUUCUGUUUGGGGUAUAUAUCCCCCUUCAAUAUUUUGUUGCUGCUAGAAUUCGAAGCCAGUUUUGCCAAACUUUUGUGAUCAUAAGGAAAAAUUCUAGACUUUUGUAAGUUUUUCUCUAAAGAAUAUUUAACUUCUGGUGAGGCAUCCACCUUUUAUGAAAAAAACUGCAGUUAUUUAGUGCAUUCUAGAAAUUGGACUGUAUAUUCACUGGUAUCUCACUAUGGUUAUCACAGAAGCGAUGCUUCUUCUUAUUUGUAGACUUAAUUUGCUUAUAUGCAUGUUAUGACACCAGAGCACAGAAGUGCAAGAAAUAUACUUAUAGAUAUAUAAUGUGGUACUAGAUUGGACCAAACACCACUCUAUACUCGUACCCAUAAACAUACAAAUACAUUUUUUUAUGUGUAACAGCUUAUUGGCAAUGAAGCAUUUCAAUACAUUGCUUUGACUGACCGCUGUUAUCAAGUAUAUUUGCUUUAUAUGAAUUCAAAGAACAUUGCUUCUAAUGUGAACACACUUGCAAGACAAUGCAUGUGACUGGUUACAACAAAAUCAUAAACAGAAACAUAAUUAAUGCUGUUACCCUUAGCGGCUACUCAGAUCUUUGCUUUGAUUUUAACUUGUAUCAAAACCAGUUGUUGGUUGGUAGCUAUUGCUAACUACAGCUAAACUCCUAUGUUGAUAAAUGAGAUCUAAUAUUCUCUGUAGACAUAUAAUGUAAGGUUGGCAGACCAAACCAGGGACCCAAGUAGGAGGGCUACUCUGGUUUUAUUUAAUUUAAACACAAUCAAUAUAGCCUAGUAACUAAUUUUUUAGAUGUCCCUCUGAUUUUUCAUGUGAUAUGAUAACCUGAAAAAAAUAAUUUUCCAGUGCCACAUAAUAUUUGAUAAAAACAAAACAAUUUUUUAAAGGAUAAUUAAAAUCUAAUCUCAUUUUAUGCAAGAGAGCCUAACCACCUCUUGGUGGUUCUGUAAUAGUAUUUGUACUAUUCUGUAAUAGUAAUUGUUAAACGUUUUAGAGAAAUUGAGUGUUGAGUGAUUGAAAAGUAUUACACUGAGAACGUGGACAUACAUUAUAUUUAACCUUAGAAUGAUGCUAAGGGUUUUGGAAGUAUUGUGCUUUCUUACAAUACAGCAAUAACAAAUUUAGUGUUGUAUUCUAAGUGUGACUUGUAAAGUUCCUCCUGUACAUUUCCUUUUGUGUUAAAAGGAAGUAUUUGACAUUGAUACUGCUGUGACUCACUGCUGCUAAUUUUAUGGCAAAUCAAAUAAAUGUUAGUAAAAACUGUGUUGGAAACAGA
Messenger RNA from Xenopus tropicalis (tropical clawed frog), 4044 nucleotides. RefSeq names its product peroxisomal biogenesis factor 12 (gene pex12). The record is from RefSeq and is a predicted model, not a curated record. Bases 268 to 1329 code for a protein of 353 amino acids. Gene Ontology annotation, molecular function: zinc ion binding. Gene Ontology annotation, cellular component: peroxisomal membrane. Gene Ontology annotation, biological process: protein import into peroxisome matrix; peroxisome organization. The transcript is spliced from 4 exons. NCBI's taxonomy places the organism in Eukaryota, Metazoa, Chordata, Amphibia, Anura, Pipidae.